Messenger RNA from Zingiber officinale, 2608 nucleotides. RefSeq names its product ABC transporter B family member 26, chloroplastic-like. NCBI's taxonomy places the organism in Eukaryota, Viridiplantae, Streptophyta, Magnoliopsida, Zingiberales, Zingiberaceae. Bases 100 to 2232 code for a protein of 710 amino acids. Gene Ontology annotation, cellular component: membrane. The record is from RefSeq and is a predicted model, not a curated record. Gene Ontology annotation, molecular function: ABC-type transporter activity; ATP hydrolysis activity; ATP binding. The transcript has 18 exons. Gene Ontology annotation, biological process: transmembrane transport.
CACAAGGGUCCAAGUCCAAGAAAAUUAACCCCGGUCCGGUGGACUGGAGGAGAUAGCAAACGUGACGAAACCUGUCCUCCUUCCCCGGAAGAAUCUUCCAUGGCCUCCGCUGCGAUUCCAGUCCCGGCGAUUUCCGCCGUCUACCCACCCGCAAGGCUUCAUUUCCGUACGAAGCUUCUUCCUUCAUCGUUUCCUCGUCGCCUUCGCCGUCGACUCGCCCCUCCUCUUAGGGCGGCGGCGGCGGCUGCCUCCUCCUCGUCCUCCUCCUCCUCGUCCUCACUUUCUCUGGGGGCGGUUCCGGGGCAUGAAGUUGAGGAGUUUGAUGUGACGAGCAGCGGCAGCAACGUGGGGCUUCUUGAUCGGGUGAGAUCCGGCAUCGCGAUCCUCCGAGAUGUGCUUCCUGGCGGAAGUUGGUGGGAUCUUGAGCAAAUAGAAUGGGGGAAGGGGAGCGCUGAAGUUUGGAAUAGCGGGAAGAAGGGGUUGUCCGUUAGCGCGGCGCUCCGUCGCAUGUGGAUGCUCGUGGCUAAUGACAGAUUGGUCAUCUUCGUCGCCUUUGCAUGCCUUGCCUUUGCAGCGCUGUCAGAAAUAUCAAUACCUCAUUUCUUAACUGCAUCUAUUUUUUCUGCACAAAGUCAACAAACUAUGAUGUUCUACAGAAAUGCAAGGCUUCUGGUUUUGUUGUGCUUAAUAUCUGGCAUAUGCAGUGGAUUACGAGGGUGCUGUUUCGGUAUUGCAAACAUGAUAUUGGUUAGGCGUAUGAGAGAAAUGCUUUAUGAUGCUAUACUUUUUCAGGACAUCUCCUUCUUGGACAAAGAAACUGUUGGUGACUUGACUAGCAGACUUGGGUCAGAUUGUCAGCAAGUAUCUCGUGUCAUUGGGAAUGAUCUCAAUCUGAUAUUACGGAAUGCGCUUCAGGCAACAGGUGCACUGAUAUAUUUGUUUAUCUUAUCUUGGCGUCUUACAUUAUCGACAUUGGCAAUCUGUUCUGCCUUGUCAACAAUUAUGUUCUUCUAUGGACAAUACCAGAAGCAAGCGGCAAAGUUAACUCAGGAACUUGUUGCAAGUGCUAAUGAAGUAGCACAAGAGACAUUAUCCUUGUUCCGGACAGUCCGUGUUUAUGGGACAGAAAAACAAGAAUUUGGAAGGUAUAUGAACUGGCUUAAAAGUUUGUCAGAAGUCAGCUUGCGACAAAGUGUGGCUUAUGGAUUUUGGAGUUCAAGCUUCAAUUUCCUGUAUCAUUCAACACAGAUUAUUGCAGUUCUGGUAGGUGGAAUAUCUAUUCUUUCUGGUCAGAUUUCAGCAGAACAGCUGACCAAGUUUAUUCUAUAUUCUGAGUGGUUGAUUUAUUCUACCUGGUGGGUGGGAGACAACUGGUCUUCAUUGAUGCAGUCAAUAGGAGCAAGUGAAAAGGUUUUUGAGCUGAUGGAUCUACUGCCAAGCAAACAGUUCUUAGCUGAAGGAGUAAAGUUGCAGAAGCUUGAGGGCCGUAUUGAUUUUGUUGAUGUCUCAUUUAAUUAUCCUUCAAGAUCAACGGCAACAGUCCUGAGAAAAUUAAACUUGUCUGUACACCCUAAUGAAGUAAUUGCAAUUGUUGGUCUUAGUGGAAGUGGUAAAAGCACCCUUGUCAAUCUUCUCCUGGGUUUAUAUGAACCAACAAGUGGCCAGAUAUUAGUCGAUGGAGUCCCUCUUACAGAUUUGUCUAUCAAAUGGUUGAGGAAGAAUAUUGGAUAUGUAGGACAGGAACCACGACUGUUCCGCAUGGAUGUCAGCUCCAACAUAAGAUACGGGUGUCCUAGAGAUGUAAGUCAUGAGGAAGUGGAACGGGCUGCAAAACAGGCAUACGCUCAUGAAUUUAUAUCAUCUCUUCCCAAUGGCUACGAGACACUUGUUGAUGAUGCUCUUCUUAGUGGAGGUCAGAAACAAAGAAUUGCUAUUGCCAGGGCUAUUCUUAGAGACCCAAAAAUUUUGAUUCUUGAUGAAGCCACUAGUGCACUUGAUGCAGAAAGUGAAUUCUAUGUGAAGGAGGUUCUUCAUUUAGUGCAAAAUAGGUCUAGUGUAAAGAGGACUGUUUUGGUAAUAGCACACAGGUUAUCUACAAUACAAGCAGCCGACAAGAUAAUAGUGAUGGAUAGCGGAAGUAUUGUUGAGAUGGGGAACCAUAAAGAGCUGAUUGAAAAGGAUGGCUUAUACGCACAGUUAGUAAAACGGCAAGCCAAUCCGUUUGCAUGUUAGUUCAACCUACAAAUUCAUUAGGAGAUUCGUCGGAUCGCUCCAUGGUUUUAUCUGAGUGGAGCAACCAUAAAUUUGCCCGAACCAUGAUGGUCCAUUCCACAGAAUCAGUAUAAUGUACAAGAUACGUUUGCUAUUAAUUUCCACAAAUGUAAAGCAUUCUUUUGCAAGGCCUCAAAUGUUGUUUACCAUGUUGUAUGAUCAAAUGCUAUCAUAGGAGGUGCACCAUAAAUGGUGCUGUUUCAUUUGCUCAAUUUGCAAGGACCAUGUUGUACAAACGCAGCUAGAAGUCUUAUUAAAAAGAAGAAAGGUGGUUUAAGUUGUGGAUUAAUAAUGUAAAUUCAAUGCCAAAAUCCCUAUUGCCAUGGGGGCUCUAGAA